AUGGCUGGAAGACAAGCGCAUGGCAAUGCGCCGUCCAAGAAGCCAAAGCUGCGAAACAAAUCGAAAAAGAGGGUUCUAGAUGCAUUUUCUAUUGCAUCCCAUGAAAAUCCGGACAAGAUUAAAGUUCGCAGGAAUCGUCUUGGUGCACAGGAAGGAGGAAACCGGCCAGGAAAACGGCGUCGAAACGACGAUGAUGACGACGAUGAUGAAGAACUCGAGACGGGUGCAAAAAAGCAGCGGAAAGGCCCUGCCAAAGGCCGUUUUGAUGAGUUAGACGUGGAUGAAGGAAGUGAUAGUGAGGGGAACGAGUGGAAGCUUGGACAUGUGGAUAGUGAUGAUGAUAGUGAUCUGGAUAGCGAUGAAGCUUUUGGAGAGAGCGAUGAGGAGCGAUUUGAGGGAUUUGCUUUCUCUGGGAGCUCUGAUAAGAAGGGCGGGAAGAAGAAAUCGACACCCCCCACCAAGGGUAUCAACCUCGACGAAGAUGAUGAAGAGGACUCGGAUUCAGAACUGGAGGAGGGAGAUAUGGGGGAAGAUGCAGUUGAUCUUGCUGACAUGCUAGAUGCAUCUGAAGAGGAAGCUGACGAGGAUAUGGCUGGCGCUGGAGACAGUGGAGAAGACGACGAUAGCUCAGGGUCCGAUGAAGGAGACGAGAGUGAUGAUAUGUCCUCAGUUACAUCGGACGAUGAUGGAGAAGCUUCGGACCCUGCUAAGAUUGCAGCUCUUCAGAACCUCAUUGCAAACCUUCCCCAGGCAGAAGAAACCGGUCAGGCUCCACCGAAACAGCGCCACGAUGGCGCCAGCGAGUACAAUACGCCCUCCGAUUUUGGUCUCACAUCGAAAACCAAACUUACGCUGGAAGACCUGGGUUUACCUACAAUAAGUGAUCCACAUAUCAAGAAGUCAUUGAAAUAUAUUGAAUCCGACACAAAAACCGGCAGCAAAAAGAAGGGAAUCCAAGCAAAGCUUGACGUACCGCUAUCAAAACGGGAGCAAGACCGUUUGGAUCGCAGUGCUGCUUACGAUAAGGCCAAGGAAACUUUAGACCGGUGGACAGACACUGUUCAACACAAUCGUAGAGCAGAUCACCUCGUAUUCCCUCUUCCCGACCAUGAUGCGAUCUCAGCAAAAUCGAACAAACAACUUGUCCCAACAACCCAGACCAAGCCUUUCAACGAAUUAGAGGCUGCUAUUCAGAGCAUUCUUGAAGAGAGUGGUCUUGCGGCGGCGAAUGGGAAAGAUGAUGAAGAUAUCAUCCGAGAAUAUGAGGAGUUAGAAGAGAAAAAGAUGACUAUCGAAGAAGUUAAGUCACGAAGGGCACAGUUACGGAUGGCUCGGGAGCUUCUUUUCCGUGAAGAAGCUAAGUCGAAACGGAUUAAGAAGAUCAAGAGCCGAUCAUACCGCAAGGUCCAUCGGAAGCAGCGUGAAAAGGAAGAGCUUUUAAAUCGCGAGGCUCUUGAAGAAGGUGGCUAUGUUCCUUCCGAGGAUGAGCUCGAGGCUCAAGAUCGGCGACGAGCCACCGAGCGCAUGGGUGCAAAGCAUAGAGGUAGCAAAUGGGCAAAAGCUACGAAGGAGAUCGGUCGAGCUGCUUGGGAUGAAGAUGCGAGGGCUGGUAUUACCGAAAUGGCUCGAAGGGAUGAGGAGUUAAGGAAGAGGGUCGAAGGGAGAGCUGUCAGAAAGGAAUUUGAGGAUGGUUCUAACACCUCUUCCAGCGAGUCGGACGAAGCCAGUGACGACGACGAGGAGACUGAACAAGAUCGAAUUCUUCGCCAACUAGAUAAGGUUGGUAGCUCUGAAGUGCUCCAUGCAUCGGGGCCGGGAGGUAAACUAUCGAAUAUGAAAUUCAUGCGUAAGGCCGAGGAUGCGCGGAGAAAAGAGAACGACGCGAUGGUUGAGGAUAUUAGACGCGACCUUGCUGGAGAACCUUCUAAUAGUGAAGGAGAAGAAGGGGCUGGAGAUGUUGGGCGAAGGAUUUUCGGGCCAGGAAGCACCAAAGCUCAAGCCAAAGUUAACCCAUCCCACGCUAGCGAAUUUGAGGAACCGGAGGGAUCGGAGAAGGACGAGGACCAGGAGGAUUUCGAGUUUGAGAAUGUUAGCACCGGUCUGAAAUCCAUUGCAAAGCCAUCUAACACCAAGAAAACGAACGGGGUCUCUAACUCCCUGGGUCUGAAAACGGCAAAUGACAAACCAGCUGCAGUUUUGGAAGGAGGGGCAUGGUCGAAAGUCUCCACGAAGUCUGCUAGCAUUAGCGAGGCAGAGGCAAAGAGGCGUCGGCAUAAAAAGAAUAGUGCAGUUGAAAUUGAAGAGCUAGAUCUAUCGAAGGCUAGUAUGAUUGCCACUCAGCCAAAAUUGGCAAAGGCAUCGAAAAAGUCGUCGGAGCUCCAGAUGGACUUGGAUUCUGACGAGAACAAUGACGACGACGCUAUCCAGCUUCCAUUUGCCAUACGGGACCAAGAGCUGGUUAAGAGGGCCUUCGCUGGAGCAGAUGUUGUUGGUGAAUUUGAGACUGAAAAGAAUCAGACAAUUCAGGACGAGGACGACAAAAUCAUAGAUAAUACAUUGCCUGGAUGGGGAAGCUGGAUUGGUGAUGGUGUGAGCAAAAGAGAAAAGGCUCGGAACAAGGGUAGAUUCUUGACGAAAGUCGAAGGAAUCAAGGAGCAAAAUAGGAAGGAUGCAAAGCUUGACCGCGUAAUCAUCAACGAGAAACGUGUCAAGAAGAAUGGAAAGUAUCUUGCGUCUACUCUUCCGCAUCCAUUCGAAACGAAACAACAAUACGAGAGGUCUUUGCGAUUGCCUGUUGGCCCUGAAUGGACAACAAAGGAGACCUACCAAGAAGCUACGAAGCCGAGGAUCUUGCUCAAACAGGGCAUUAUCGCCCCAAUGUCGAAGCCGCUUAUGUAG
Venustampulla echinocandica is the source of this 2898-nucleotide messenger RNA. RefSeq lists its product as uncharacterized. Gene Ontology annotation, cellular component: small-subunit processome; nucleolus. Bases 1 to 2898 code for a protein of 965 amino acids. Lineage: Eukaryota; Fungi; Ascomycota; Leotiomycetes; Helotiales; Pleuroascaceae. The record is from RefSeq and is a predicted model, not a curated record. The transcript is spliced from 2 exons. Gene Ontology annotation, biological process: rRNA processing.